GUACAUCAACAAUUAUUGUUCACAUAAAGUAGUACCACCAAGCAGAGUUGUUUAGUCAAUCAUUGCAAACAUGGAUUUAUCACUCACGGAACAGGAAGAUGGAGAGCCUGAUAUCUCACAACUCACCCCAAUCCAGGAAUUUUACAAGGAUGCUAAUAUUCUUAUCACAGGGGGGACAGGCUUUCUCGGAAAGCUGCUGAUAGAAAAACUUCUUAGAAGUUGUAACGAGUUAUCGAAAAUAUACCUCAUUGUGAGAUCGAAAAAUGGAAAGGAUAUGCCUUCUAGAUUAGAAGAUAUAUUUCAAGAUGGUGUUUUUGAUACACUGAAGCGUCAAUAUCCUAAGUUUAAACGAAAGAUCGUAGGUAUUGCUGGUGAUUGCACAUUACCAAAUCUGGGACUCUCGACAGAAAAUAGAAAACUACUGCAAGACAAUGUAAAUAUAAUAUUCCACGCUGCCGCCACAUUACGUUGUGAAGAGAAAUUUAAGAUUGCAAUGGCCACAAAUGUACAAGCAACUAAAGAUAUUUUGCAAUUAGCCAAGGACACUCCAAAUUUGAAAUCUUUCGUAUAUGUGUCAAACGUGUACUCUAACUUCACGUUAGAUAAGAUUGAAGAAAAGGUGGGAAAACCUGUUGCUCCUUAUGGAGCUUUUUUGGAGUUAUCCAAGUUUCCUGAUAAAUUAUUGGAGAAAAUGACACCUAUCUUACUGGACAGAUAUCCAAAUACUCAUGUAUUUACGAAGCAAUUAUCUGAAGUAGUACUCAACGAACUUGGAGAAGGACUUCCUAUUGGAAUUUUCAGAUCUGCAACAAUAAUGUCAACCUACCGAGAACCAAUAAAUGGCUGGAUCAACAACGAGCAUGGUCCAGCAGGUGUGAUUGCAGGUAUAUUUUUGGGACUGAUUAGAGUAUUUCACUGCGAUAAAAACUUGGCAGCUGAUAUUGUACCUGCAGAUAUGGUGGUCAAUGCUUUGAUCUCCUCUUGUUGGGAGGUAGGGGUUGAGUUCCAAGAAAAUGAGCGAUCCCAAGUAAAAGUUUAUAAUUAUGAAAGUACUACAGAAAAUCCUCUCAGGUGGGAAAGUGUGGUGGAAAAAAUAUACGAAAAUGGGAAAGAAUGUCCCUCAGUACAAGCUGUGUGGCACCCAUUCGUUAUUCAAACUAAAUGCUUCUACUACAUGAAAUUGAUGAUGUUUCUACUUCACACGAUACCAGCGUAUUUUGUAGACGUAGUUUCGUUCUGUAUGGGCAAGGACCAAAGCAUGGUGGAGUUGUAUGACAGGUUUCAUAAAGUUUCCGAAGACCUAGGAUAUUUUGUCACAAACAGAUUCCGAUUUAGGUCUAUAAAUAUAGCCACCAUGCGAUCAAGAAUGUCUGUGCGAGAUAGGGACGUCUUUUUCUGUGACCUAAAUGCUAUUUCUUGGGAUGAUUAUUUUACAAACUAUUUCAAAGGAAUCCGAGUGUACUUGCUUCGAGAUCCUCUCGAUUCUCUGGGCAAAGGGCUAAGUAAGGCUAGGAAGCUAUAUUGGUACCAUCAAAUAUUGAAAACCGUACUUGCUACUCUACUAAUGAGUGUACUUUGGAUGUCUAUCUUAUGCAUGUUUCUGAAAUGAAAUUGCUUGUGCGAGUAAGCUUUGUGUCGCCAUAUUUCAGAAUGCAUUUUUUAAAGAUCACUCUCGCAUAUUUUAAAAUGUUAAGGAUAUCAUGUAAGCACAUCCACCAUUUUCAACACAAUCAUGCGGUUGUAUGUGCACUCCCGCCUUAUUUUAGUAAAUAUAACUUGAUGAUUGGUAUUCUGUACAUCCACCCUUUUUCGAAAUAUACAAGCAACAGGUAUGUACUGGCUUUAACGUACAGACUUAUUUUAACACAAUCAUUUCGCUCUAUUGGCUUAUUGUUGAAGACGCAAGCUUCAGGUGGGUAUGGCAAUACGCAUUAUUUUUAUAGUGUUUUUGUGAGGCUACGACUUCUCUAGUUCCAAAAUGCAAAGACGAGGAUAAUUAUGAUACUUUGUUUCAGGAGAACAAUUGCGACGUAUAAGUGAUACCAGCUUAAUCUCUAGAUCCGUGGUCGCCAACCUUUUUAGUAUGUUGAGCUACUUUAAUAAUUUUGGAAUAAACAGUGAGCUACCUAGUCGUAAGCAAAUCCACCUUAAAUGAAAUUAUACACAGUUGUAUGGCGACAUACAUGUGAUUAUUUUACUAAUACUAAUACAUACUAAUAAACUUAAAUAAAUUGAUAACUAAUACUAACUACAUCCAUUCGAACCAAUCAUAGGUGUUUGAAAAAUAAACAAAGUUUUUACGUCAGCUACAAGGCCAUGUCACAUACUAUUUUAAACGAAAACAUGUCCACAUAAAAAAUGCGUGUUCAAUGAGAAGCCUGACACUCAGACUCACUGACAAUUGUUUUUAAUGUUUGGAGUAUAAUUUGAUACCGCCAUUCGAAUAAAAUUAUCCAAAUGUUCAUAUGUAAGUCGAUUACGGUAUUUGUUUUUAACAAACUUCAUAUUUGAAAAAGAAGAUUCACAUAAAUAGGUUGAACUAAAUAACGCUUUCACCUUCAAUGCAACUCGACAUAAAAAUGAAUAUUUAUCUUCAGUUACGAGACCCUUAUCACGACCCACCAUAGCUGGAGCGCCAUCGAUUGUCAAGCCUACCAUUUUUAAUAUUGGAAUUUUCUCAGAAGAAAUAAUAUUUUUAAAAGAAGAAGACAAGUAGUCUGCCCUUUUGGUGAAAUAAACUUCAAAGGAUCUUCUUUAAUCGUAAAAUCACCAAAAACCGAACACGGCCAUCUGAGAGGUGUCAACAACAUCUGUGGAUUCAUCCAGCUGCAGUGAAAAAUAAGCACCGUUAUCGAAGUUACUUAACUGUAAAACUAUAUUUUUGCUCAUUACUUCUACUCGUCUCAUCAUCGUAUUAGCAGAAAGUUGCAUAGAUUUUAUAGCAGGCAGUAUCUCGUCUUUAUUUCUAAAGUUGGCAAAUAAUGAAUCUGCAGCUUCUAAAAACGCCGGUUUUAUGAUUUCCCUGCCUACAUAAGGAUUCUUCUUUUGUGUAUUUAUCUGUGACCUGGGACACCCGGUAUGAUGCUUCAAUCGCAGCCUUACUUUUGUCGAAUGUUUUGAAGAACAUUGUCUGUUGUCCAAUUAACUGAUUUUUUAAUUGUUUCAGUUCUUCCGUUCUGAUUGUAGGACGUAAUCGGAAUGAUUUUUCAAAAUUCGAAUGUAGUUUUAUAGUGUCUCCCGAUAUUCCAUUUUUAGCAGCGGAAACAGAUUCCAUAACAAACAUACAUUUUUACUUGUAAAGAAAUAUUGUUCUUCCCAUUCCGAAUGGAAAUGGUAUGUCCUCAUCUUCUUACUACUGCUCAUAAUUGUUUUAAUUGCAGGCCAACUCUAACCCAACCGCUGGACUUUGUCCCGUUCAGUUUUAAACAUUUAUUACAUUCAAAGUAAUCGAGAUCGUUCUGGAACAGAUCGCUCACCGCAGUGUUGCCACUGCUCGUAUUUAUUAUGAGAAUUUACAAAAUUUACGGAAGCUUCGAUGAUAUUUACACCUUUUCAAAAUAUGUUGUGAGCCACCAGAAUUGGCGACCACUGUUCUAGAUCCUUGCAUCAUUGAGGAAGCUGCUUAGGGUUUAGUCAAGGAAGUAGGUUAUGCUCAAAUCCCCAUAGCAUUUUAGGGUAUAAUGUUAUUCUGAAGAGGUAUGAGAGAUGCAACACAGGGGCGUCGUCAGCUGAUGCGAAGACACUCCUGGACUAUUUUGAUUUGAAUUUGUUUGAAAAAAUUACUAUAUUUCACUGGUCGAGUUUAUUAGUACGUAGCAGUUUUCCAGCUGCAUUGACAGUAACAUUAUUAUGUUACUCUUAUGUUUUUUCAUUUGACGUGAAUAGCGCGCGUAGAAACUACUUAAAGUGAUUCUCGUUUUAACUGGCAUCUAUGCGAUUGAUUUAACUCACUCCGCUAUAUAUAAAACGUAUUGAGGGGUACCUGUGUAACAUUUGAAGAUUUUUCUAAGGAUAAGUUACAUUUCUCACCCUAUAAUGAUAAUGACUUGUUGGUCACAGAACCGUCACUGCUAUUAAAACCUUUAUCCAAUUUUGAAUAUUACUAAUAAUUAUUGCUCACUAAAGGAGAAAAAAGAGUAUUUUAUAAGUGACAUUAUUGUUGUUGAUUGUAUUUAUUUAUCUAAUUAUUUUGUACAACUUGAUAAAUUGGAGUAUUUAAGAAACGAUUGAUGUGUCGACGUACGUUGCAUCUUCCAGCUGUCUCGGACUCUAUUAUGUAGUAGUAGCAUCCCUCUCCUAUGAACCGUUCUGUGAUGUAGACAUUGUGUGUGCUUUAUUAGGCCAGUGUUCAGAAAAUGUUUGGAUAAGCACUAUUUCAAAGUCUAAUCAAAUUGAAUGUGGUAAGAUAGAUAUAGUUGUAGUCACCAUUCUUGGCGGGUCAAAGUAAGACUAUCAGUAUCCCCUCAUAUAUCUCUAUCGCUCUCGUAGAUACACAUGCAACCUAGCUAUUUUUUUGUUGUAUGUCUCAGUCUUGAAAACUUGGUUGUUACGUAUGAGUGCCCUUCAAUCAUAUUUGUCAGAGUGACAACUUACUUGACAUCUUCAAUAUAAAAUUCUACAAUGCCCGGAAAUAUGACCAAUGGAGAAGGCCAACAGCUCGAGCUAAAUUUAUCAGAGUAUUUCCAGGAAGAAAAUGAAAACAGUACCUACUUAUGGCGUUGAUGUCGUAACCGCCAAGAAUGGUGACUACAACUAUAGCAGUGAUAAUAAUUCUACACUGAAAUAAAAAUUUGUCUGACGGCUUAAGUUCAACGUGUACGAGAGAGAAUUGUGUACAGACACAUAUGUAAAAGUGAUAGAAGCCGGCUGGAUAGCGAAGCUUAUCUGCGUUGCCGGACAACGCUGACGCGGCAAUGUGCCGCGUUGCCAAUAUGUUACGCCAGUUCCUUGAAUUAAAAUAUGCAUUAGUCUAUUCUCUACGCCCAAAUAAUGGUUUUAUUUUGAGCGUCCACAUUUUUAAAUUGUGGUUUGUGUCGAAUCUGUUUAGGAUCGAUUGUGGCACGGGUAUUACGUAUCUUAAAAAGUGACAUAUUGGUAUUCUACUGUUUUUUUCGACAUUUUGUAGGUUUUUCUACAAUGUGUUAACUUAGCACUUAGUUGUUGUGUCGCCUAAACGUCAUGAGGCUUGAGUUAUUAAUGUUUGGCUUUGAUGCGAUGUAAAAUCUGCUCCAGAUAUGGCAUGAGUGGAGGUAUAAGCUGUAAAUUGUAUGUGUUGAUGAUAAUUCCAUUGGAUUCUUAUCUCAAAUACACUUACUUGAGAUUCAAAGCUAGAAAUUAGUUGCGCAUCCACUUUUUCUUAUCCAUUCUGGAAAUUACAUAUUCAAAUUUGUUGAAUUUAAAAAAUGAGAGAUAUACGAAAUAAUUAUAUUUACUGUUCACUGUCCAAUUACAAGCCAUGUACAUGCUAACAGCAAUUACACGCAACGCGGGCACGGGGGUGAUUUCCCAUAAUUCGUUUUUCGUAAUUUAUAACUUUGAAUAUAACCUCUCUUCAGAAAGCACAACACAAAUAACUCGUUAAGUACAGCUAAGAGAUAUACUUCAUUGGCAACAUAUUCAGUGACGAUUUUCUCACACAGCAAAUAUCACUUAUCUUAUAUACAUGCAAACCAAUACGCAUAGUCAUCCAGAUGCGAUCUUGCUAUUCAACCAACUUUCUUCUCAGAGAUAAAAACUAGACCUCUUGGCUUCACAACAUAUGCAACCAACAGUGUGUGUAGUUUAGCCGAGUCAUUCCUCCAUAGAUGGACGCUCACAACGAUCCUAGCGGGCACACGGAAUGACUGUUUGCACCCUAAAAACUUCCUAGUCUGCAAGAUGACAUUUUAUUAUUUUUUUUUACUUUUUAUAGAUUUUUUACAUAAUACCCGUGCGGAUCGGUCAUAAUGGCGCUUCAUUGUAGUUCGAAAUGAAAGGUCAGGAUCGCCACAAGUUCCGCAACAUUGCGUCAUUUGUUCACUUGGCAAUGCCGCAUUCCGUACAUUCCACCUCCAUGAUCAUUGAUGAGCGACUUUAGUCAAUCAGUACCCAUCUAGCGCUCAUUGGGGAGUGUAGUCCACGCGUACACGCAGGUUUGAAGGUAACCUAAUCGGAGCAAAUAUUUCCUAAUGUAACAUCUUGGCAACACGGCAAUUGCGCGGUCUUUUGCGUCACCGUUGAUACGCAGUGUGGUGAUGACCUUCGCCCUUCAGCCGGCUUCCAUUUCUUUCUAACAUGUGUUGAUAGAUACUUCUCGCGCUUCUCUCUCGUACACAUUGAGCUCAAGCCUUCAGACAAAUUUGUAUACCUACAUACCUCGGUGCAGAAGGUCAUACUUCUACAGCAAAGUAUGUACUAUUUUCUCAAGAAAAACUUAGAUAUAGGGAAAAGGUACUCGUAACAAAACAAGUGUAUGAUCAUUGCAUUUUUAUUUAUAAAUUGUCAAUUACUAAGUCAUAUAAAAACAAUAACAAAUAUUUUUAAUGGAAAAUAUACAUUCAUAAAAACAAUAGAAAUAAUUUUUAAUUGAAGUGUACAGAAGUUUACUUUAUGGACUAGUACGGACAAACACUGAUGUUGAACUGUUUAAACAAUAAUCAUAGAUGUACAGAAGAACAAAAAUAUUCCAAUCAUAGCAGUAAGACUUGGAGAAAAUUAAUAAUGGUUAAAAAAUAGUAAGUAUUUUAUUUGAGUUUUUAUGGUGUCAGGUGCUUUGAAAUCUCACAAAAAUUGCAACAGUUUUGAAUUUAUUAGAAGCUAACUUCUAUUAUUUUAUUUAAAACUGACAUUUUGCGUUGGAUCUUGCCUUACCACUAAUAAUUUUCUCAAAAGCCACGUGACUGGAGUACAAAUUAUUACAAUUUUCAAAAUUGUGCUCCAAUAGGUGCUUCAAGUGUAUUUCUAUGUGAAGCUCAAGGAAACAUGCUUUUCAAAUUACAAAAAAUACUGUCUAGCGUGCUGUUCCCUUCAAGAAUUCAAAGAAAUACAACACCUUGCAUUUUGAGCUAAACACGAAUAAAACUUUUUAUGUAAAACUCUAAGUGCUAUUGCUGAUUAUGCUAGUUGUAUUUGUGAUGGUUUUAGAUGAACUUUAUAAAAGUUCGUUUGUGUUUCUAAAUAAAAUACACUAUUAAUUGCUUGCAAGAGUGAUUGUGGAACAUUUUUCCGAUGCCAAAACACAGCUAACUAAACGAAUCUAAUGUUGCAUAUAGAUUAUCGAGAAAUGGAGCCUAAAAGUAAGUUUAUACCAAAGAUGCCUCAUCUUGACGAAAACUUACCUUCAGGAUAUGUUUUUUCAUUGUUUGAAAUGUAGUAAAUUUGCAAUAUCAAAAUCGUGUAUGGUAUUACUUAAUAGAAUGUUACAUUUUUUUAAAUUUGGGCCUGUUCCAUAUAUUCGUCUUAGUUAGUUGUGUCUUGAAUCUGACUUCAGUCUAAAGUCCUCUAAGAAGUACCUAUUUUUAGUGGAAAAUUCUACAGUUUACAUAUUUCUUAUACAAUAUAUUCGUAAUCAGUCAGAACUAUGAGAAUAUAGUCGAUCAGUGUUUGAAAAAAUUGUCUCGAUAUACAAUAUUUGCGAUAAAAAUAAAUAGUAGACUAUGAACAAAAUAUACAAGAAUAUACAGGCAAGUAAAUACAUAUUAUAGAAAAUGUGAGUUCUACAAACUUUGGUUUGCCGAAAAUUACUAAAUAUACAGUAAUAUACAUUUAUAUACAUGGUAUUCUACAAUACAGUGCGAACUGUACAAUCAUUUCUCUACGCAGGAGGGCAUCCUGUAGAAACAAGGUAGGUGAAAUGAUAUCUUGUGUGAAUCUUAAAUUACAAUUAACUUUAAAAAUCAAAGGUGAAUCGUAUUUUUUGAGUGACUUCAUUUAUAUGAGUCAUACUCUUUUCUGGCCUUUAAGGCAACAUGAUCUAUAUCAUAUCAGAGUUUGACUUAAUGAUUUCUGAAAAGCAUAGUCAAAGUUAUCACUACGAAAAAACAUAAAUUAAACAUGUUUGCUUAACGCAAAUAAUUUGCACGAAUAUUAAAUUUUUUUAUUAAACCGGUCACGGAGGAUAAAAUAUUACAGAUUUUCAAUAAAAUAAAAUCUCGGGCGGUUGGACUAGAUGGUUUGAAUAUAAAUAUGUUAGCUCUAGUGUUUCCUUUUUGUUCUAAAGCGAUUACUCAUAUAAUUAACUAUUCGCUUGAAAAAGGGUUAGUUCCUAAAAUUUGGAAAGCCGCAUGCGUUAGGCCUCUUGCUAAAGUUGAUGCUCCGGAAGGACCUGAUGAUUAUAGACCAAUUAGUAUCCUUCCAGUGUUAUCAAAACUAUUAGAAAAAAUUGUAUAUGAGCAACUGAUGCAGCACGUCACUACCUUUAAGAUAAUUCCAUCCACGCAGUCGGGGUUUCGAAAAAACCACAGCACCGUAACAACUCUGCUCGAUGUCUGUGACGACUUCAUAGGGGCAAUAGACAAUUCUAAAGUUACUACUGCUGUCAUGAUAGAUCUAAGUAAGGCCUUUGAUUGCCUCAACCAUGAACUACUUUUUGCAAAAUUUCAUUAUCUUGGCUUCUCCGAUAGUUCGAUUAAUUGGUUUCGCAGUUAUUUUCAUGAACGCAUUCAGCAGGUAAAAAUCGGUGACAUCUUAUCACAGGAGGGUACUAUCUCCAAAGGUAUACCACAGGGGUCUAUUCUUGGACCUCUUCUGUUUUCUCUUUAUGUAGCGGACUUAGAUAAAGUCACUAAAUACUGCAAAUUACAUACAUACGCCGAUGAUACACAGAUUUAUCUAUCUUACAACCCUGCUAUGUACAUUGAAGCGAAUGAGAUGCUGUCUGAGGAUUUAAAUAGUAUAUGUGUGUGGUAUAACAAACAUGGCUUAUGUAUUAACCCUAGAAAGUCGGCUAUCAUAACUAUUAAAUCUAAAUUCAGCAAAUUCAAUAGUGAAUUAAUAAAGCUGUGUAUUAGAGGUGAUGAAGUUUGCCACAAGACAUCGGUUCGCAACUUGGGCAUCACAUUUGAUGAGAACCUGUGCUUCCAUGAUCAUGUCACCAAAGUUGUUCAGGGUUCCUAUGCUAAGUUGAAGUCAAUUUAUAGCUAUAAAAAUGUAUUGUCCAAGCAGACCAAGGUUAAGCUGUGUGACUCCCUUAUCCUAAGUAAACUUGAAUACGGGGACCUUGUCUAUGGUCCAUGUCUAAUACAGAGCGAGGCAUACAGACUUCAAAAAGUGCAAAACAGCUGCAUAAGAUUCAGUUUAGGUAUUCAAAGGCGGGAGAGGGUAUCUGAUCAUAUUAAAAAUAUUCAAUGGCUUACUAUGCGACAAAGGUGGAUACUGCAUCUAUUAUCAUUGGUCCACAGUAUUAUGAUCAAUAAAAUGCCUCUUUAUUUGAAGAACAAGCUUACCAUGAGAUGUGAUCAUCACUCAGCGAACCUGCGUUUUGUAGGAUAUACUCUCGACUUGCCUCGGCACCGAACAACCCAAUUCAGAAAGAGCUUUUCAUAUGUGGCGCCCGAUUUCUACAAUAAAGUACCUCAAGCAUUGAAAACUUUAUCUGUGUCCAGCUUUAAAAGAAAAGUUAGGCUCUUUGUCUUUGAUGACAUGUAGCAUGUAUUUUUUUUUUUUUUUUUUGAUUUCAUCUAGCAUGUAUUUUUACGUAAUUUUGUUUUUAUAUUUGUUUAUUUGUGCAUGUUUUCUCACUCGUCACUUUUCAUUUGUUUGUGUUUUGCUUACACAUUUGUUACUGUUUACUUUUAAUUUUUAUAUCUUCUGCCAUAUACCUAAUAUUUUCUUUUUUAAAGUUACUUCUAAUCACGGUUUUUGAUUCUGCUACGUACUCUGUUACUGCACGUUUCUCUUUUGGUCUUUUGGUCAUUAUACCAUGCUACGAUUCUGUAAAAAAAAAUUUUUUUUUUCUGCUUUAAAUGUUAUCUUCAAUGUAUUUUUGUUGUAUUUGCAUGUACUUGAUUUUUUUUUUAGCCCUGGUUGGUUCUGAAAAACAGCUUGUGCUGAUGUAACCCGCCAGGUAAAAUAAAG
Molecule: messenger RNA, 10053 nt
Organism: Acanthoscelides obtectus
Lineage: Eukaryota; Metazoa; Arthropoda; Insecta; Coleoptera; Chrysomelidae
Source: the annotation of a GenBank genome assembly